Messenger RNA from Yamadazyma tenuis ATCC 10573, 2186 nucleotides. Lineage: Eukaryota; Fungi; Ascomycota; Pichiomycetes; Serinales; Debaryomycetaceae. The record is from RefSeq and is a predicted model, not a curated record.
CUUUUUUCCCACUCAAAAAAUAUGACUAAAGACUACAUUUGGUGGAAAGAUGCCACCAUUUACCAAAUCUGGCCCGCUUCUUACAAGGACUCAAAUAACGAUGGAGUGGGAGAUAUUCCUGGUAUUAUUUCCAAAUUAGACUACAUUAAGUCGUUGGGAGCCGAUAUUAUCUGGUUGUCUCCCAUGUACGACUCUCCUCAAGAUGACAUGGGUUACGACAUUAGUAACUACAACACCAUCUACCCAAAGUAUGGUACCAUGGAAGAUAUGGAUAACUUGAUCAGUGGAUGCCACAAACGGGAAAUAAAGCUUAUUUUGGAUUUGGUUGUCAACCAUACUUCGUCUGAACACGAUUGGUUCAAAGAGAGUAAAUCUUCUAGAGACAAUUCCAAAAGAGACUGGUAUGUUUGGAAGCCCGCCAGAUACGAUUCCGAAGGUAAGCGACACCCUCCCAACAACUGGAAAUCGUUCUUUUCUGAGUCAGCCUGGGAGUACGAUGAAACUACAGAUGAGUACUACUUGCACUUAUUUGCCAAGAGUCAACCAGAUUUGAACUGGGAAAAUGAAACCACCAGGAACGCCAUUUACGAAUAUGCUUUGGACUUUUGGUUUAAAAAGGGAAUCGAUGGGUUUAGAAUCGAUACAGCUGGCUUAUAUUCCAAGGAUCAGAGCUUCGCUGAUGCUCCUAUUGUGUCACCAGGUGAAGAACUUCAGUUCUGUGGAAACCUGGUCAACAACGGACCUAGAAUCCACGAGUUCCAUAAGGAGAUGUUUGAAAAGGUCACCUCCAAGUACGAUGUCAUGACGGUUGGAGAAGUGGGACAUUGUUCAAGGGAAGAUACUUUAAAGUAUGUCAGUGCCAAAGAACGGGAAAUGAGCAUGGUGUUCUUGUUCGACUUGGUGAGUUUGGGUUAUUCCUCCACUGACCGAUACCAAUAUGAUGGUUUUUCCCUCAAGGAUCUCAAGGAUGCAAUUGUCAAACAAUGUAACUUCAUCUUUGGAACCGAUGCCUGGUCUACUAUGUUUAUUGAAAACCACGACCAGGCCAGAGCAGUAACUAGAUUUGGAAAUACCAAAACCUUAGACAAUACCUUCAAGUCAGCCAAGUUGAUUGCUUUAAUGCAAGCAACUUUGACAGGCACUUUGUUUAUCUAUCAAGGUCAGGAAAUUGGGAUGACAAAUUUACCUAGAUCUUGGGAUAUCUCCGAAUACAAGGACAUAGAAAGUAACAAUGCCUACCAAGACUUACUUAAGACUCACAACAUUUCCGACCCCGAAAAUGACUCUCGAGUAAAACGGUUUAUGGAUACCCUCGCUUUGGUAUCAAGGGACCAUGCCAGAUCUCCUGUCCAGUGGACAGCUGAUAAACAUGGUGGGUUUUCGGGAACUAAACCUUGGAUGAGAGUUAACGACAACUACAAGGAAAUCAAUGUGGAGUCUCAAGUUGGUGAUCCCAACAGUGUGUUCAGCUUCUACCAGAAGUGCUUGGUGUUAAGACGCCAGUAUAAGGACUUGUUUGUGUACGGAGACAUUUCAGUUUUGGAUUACGAGAACCCCCAGCUUUUCUCUUAUGUCAAACAAAGUGGCACAUCCAAGGCUUACGUUGUGUUGAACUUCAGUGGAGAACCCGCCAAAUUUGAGAGUCUGGUUCCAGGGACCUUGAGGUUACUCAACACCAACGUCGAUGACUUUAAGGAUGACCUGUUAAGUCCUUGGGAAGGCCGGGUAUACUUGGUUGAGCAGUUAUAGUUUACUAGAUUUUAGCCCAAUAUAUAAAUUGUAUGCCGCAGUCACAUUCGCAGCUGGCACAAAUUAGCUUUACCCUCAGAGGGCUACAAACACUACACAUAUUCAAGAUAUACAACCAUAGGUGGUUUGGCCCAGGUUCAAGUAUUUUGAUGUCCCCCUUUACCAUUGAUACCUGUUCCCCUGAAGUAUAUGGUAUGGGCGUCGCCUAACCAAUUUGGCAAUUCACCAAAUGAAGCGAAUCAUAAACAUUGGACCUAAAUGGGUAAUAUCAUCGGCUCCCGAGAACUAGCGCGCUCGCCCACACUGCGCUGUGGUAAAUUCUAGCGUCCCGCUAGAUUCUCCCACUGUGAAUACCGCACCUCUUCUUGGAUAUUUUUUCUUUCUUAUACACAAAUCCACCUGGAACAAAAUUCUAAUUUUAACUCACAACUCUUCUU